CUCUCAGCCAGCUCAGACAAACUGAAGCUGAUUCAUGAAACCUCUUGUCUUAACUUCUCAACUCACCCCCAAAAAGAUUUUAUUUUCUCAGCACAUACUUUUACCCGUUUCCUUUUUCUUACAAACUGUAAUACUGAUGUGUGUACACAGACUUUAUACCUUUAUUUGCUUACGACGCUUGUUUCUCCGUGUAAACUAUACUUUGUUCAUAAAAUUCCCAACGCAUAUUCAGAUUUCAGGGGUUAUUUUGCAGUUGUUUUUGUCAGAUUUCAAAUGACAAAUUCUGUUCUAUAUUUCUCUGCGCAUCUCUAUUUUUUCCCACUGGUAUUUGGUUUCACUUGACUUCAACUGCAGGUUCUAUAUAUUCAUUGUUUGAUUAGACUCCUCUGUUCAGAUUUAUUAUUAUUAUUAUUUUGGAAUCAUUUCUGUGUCUUUGGGAAAACCCAGAUUCCGAAUCAAAAUCUGGGUUUUGGGGGCUAAAAGGUACUUAAUGGGUGCCAACAUAUCUGGAGCUAUGGUCGACAGAGAUGAAGGCGGUUCUCCAUUGAAGCCGAGACUUGGUGACAUACCAGAGAGCUGCGCGGCCUUGGUUCUGGCCCUGUUAGACCCACCUGAGAUUUGCAAAUUGGCUCGAGUGAACCGAUCUUUUCAUGGUGCUUCGUCGGCUGAUUUUAUAUGGGAAUCGAAACUGCCAUCCAAUUAUAUAUUCAUCGUGGAGAAAGUGCUAAGAGAUACAACUUUAUUAAACCUGCAGAAGAAACAACUUUACGCUGGGCUAUGCAGGCCUAAUCCCUUUGAUGCUGGCAGAAAGGAGAUAUGGCUAGAUAAGAAUACAGGUGGGGUUUGUUUAUCAAUAUCUUCCAAAGCCUUAACCAUCACAGGGAUCGAUGACAGGAGAUAUUGGACUCACAUUUCCACCGAGGAAUCAAGAUAUCCUACAGUAGCAUACCUACAGCAAAUUUGGUGGUUCCAAGUGGAUGGAGAGGUCGAGUUUGGAUUCCCAGUGGGGACAUAUAGCUUAUUCUUCAGGCUCCAGCUGGGGAAAUCUUCAAAGAGACUGGGUCGGCGUGUUUGUAACUCGAAGCACAUCCAUGGCUGGGAAAUAAAGCCCGUACGAUUCCAGCUAACAACUUCAGAGGGGCAAAGUGUCGAAUCCCGGUGUCAUUUAGACAAUCCUGGAAACUGGGUCCUUUACAGAGUGGGAGAUUUUGUCGUACAAAAUCCUAAUGCGUUCACAAAUAUCAAAUUUUCAUUGACCCAGAUCGACUGUACUCACACCAAAGGCGGCCUUUGUGUGGAUGCUGCUUUAAUUUACCCCACUACUGUAGCUAAAGAGAUUAGGUCAUGUUCGUGAGAUUUGACAACUUUAUAGCUGUAAAUAUCGAAUUGUAGAUGUAGUAAUUUCAUCUUUCUGUUCAUCAA
Messenger RNA from Gossypium raimondii (Peruvian cotton), 1422 nucleotides. Its product is annotated as F-box protein PP2-A13. The coding region runs from base 491 to 1354 and encodes 287 amino acids. The transcript is spliced from 3 exons. The record is from RefSeq and is a predicted model, not a curated record. Lineage: Eukaryota; Viridiplantae; Streptophyta; Magnoliopsida; Malvales; Malvaceae. Gene Ontology annotation, molecular function: protein binding.